UGCACUCCCAUUGUCGGCCAUGGAUUCGUGCUGGACAAGUACAAAUGCCAAUGCCGGAGAGGCUUCUAUCACCCUAGCAGAGUGGCACUCAACGGCUUCACAAGUAGGUUUGCUGUUUCCCUACCCAGCAACAUGGGGCAUCUGUUCACUCCACUCUGAUUUCAAUCACUUUAUUUUGGCAUUAGCAACAGAUGUGUGUGACGGACCAACAUGGAAAUCAAGGGGCACCUGUGCAUCCGUUUUCAUUGAUAUUGGUUUGGCGUCAUGAUCAUUUUUUUCAUAUAGGUUUAAUAAGUGUUUAUAAUAGCCAUGUAUUUUUUGUUGAUAUUGUUCAUUUGUAGUUUGUAGGAUACUAGUCUGCUAGGUUGGUUGGAGAGCUGAUGGAACGAUGGGUGGAACGAUGGAAGGAAUAUUUUCUUUUUGAUACCUCUCUACAAAUACCUUGGAUGACUACAAGCACAGACUUAGGUUAGAACCAGGGCAUAUGGAGUAAAGUAUUAGUAUGUAUACACUCCUUUUCAUAACAUCUCCUAGACGGCACCCCUGGGGAUGCGACGGCCUUAUUGGAAUGCAAUGGGAGACUUGAAAGUAGCAUCGAGGAGUGAAAGUAAUCUUCAAAAGCCCACAAACACGCCAUAAAAAAUGAUUUAAAAUGCAUCUCUCGGGCUUAGAUUGGAUUGUAGGAGAGAUACUCAUUUCCACUUCUGAAUUGACCUGCCACUGUUAUUCUUCACAACCCAAUUUCAUUUAUUGUUGUUUCCUAGCAACAAUCAAAGCAAUAAAGAAAUAAAGCAUUAAGUAAAAACUGGUGAUGAGAGGGUCUCAUCUUCCAAGUCAUGGCAAACCCCAUGAAUUUAGAUGCUGACAAAAAGUGAAAAGAUUUCCUUUCAUAUUUCUUUGAUUAGUCAAUGUUUUUUCUUCAUUUUACUCAUAUAAAAUAGUUCAUAUAAGAGGGUGUCCAUGCAUAAAUAUGUUCAGCAACCCUUUUGGAUUCCAAAAGGGUUCUUUGGCUGCCGAUGAUUACAGAACAAUACUAUUGGCCUCAGUCUGCCUUAGUAGUAAUGCAAUAACUGCGACAUACCCACCUGGCUAGCCAGCGAUAUAGUACUAGCAGGGAAAAUGUGCUGCCUCUUUCUCUCUGUUGGUUGUUAUGCAAGCUGGCUAAUGUUCUUGUCACUUCACUUGCUAGGUAACGUUAGCUAGCAACCUAACCUUACAGCAGAGUCAUGUAGAGACUCGACAGCUGGAAUGAGAACAAACUCCAUCUGCCUAGCCAGUAAUGCAAUGACUGUUUAUCUACGUGGCUAACCAGCCACAGUAGCAGGGCAAAUUGUCUGCAAUUUGUGUAGUGCUUCUUGGGCUGAUCAUGCAUUCCUGAUUAGUUGGCUCACUUAGCUAGCAAGCAUGCUGGCUCAAUGGCCAGGCAGCAGCCUAUUGCUAUGAAGUUACAGAAAACUAAACCAACAACAACCAAACGAACCAAAAUUGGAUACAUUCUAAAAGCAGGUCCAACGAGAGGAAACUUGGCUAGCUAGCAUUCAUUUGUUUAUGCAGGAUCUUGUGAUGAGUGAAAUGCAUACUAGGUCCAUGUUUACAAAAUGUGAUGCAGUAUUGACACGUGCUAUCAAAUACUCCCACGUUUCUUGUUUGUCCGCUUGUUUUCAGUUAUCCUCCUAAAUUUGGUGGUCAGUGGAUAAAGUAUCUAUGACUUGAACAAAUUUGUCUGAAAAUGAACUAGUCAUGAGUUGUUAUUGCACAUGUGUAAUCAUAGCUAACCAGCUGGCUCAUGUAGCCAUCUGCUCACGAGUCUAGCUGCGUCUAGCUAGUUAGCUAGCUAUUGUUGUCACGAACUAGCACUUCACAUAGGCUAGCUGAGCUGUUUUAUUAGAAAAUGGCUGAGAUUACUCUUGUAGCUAGCUAGCUAGCAAGUCCACCUCCGCGACAAUGUUAUUGCGGUGCGGGAAUGUUAGAUUAGUCUUAAUUUUAAGAUAACCUUCAUUGAAGUUUGUGGUUGCUACUGGUUAUCGAUAUGAGGCAAGAUAAAUUGUCCACCAUGUUUUUUGUUUUGGGCAGUGCUCAAAGUUUGACGUAUUGAUAUUUUGAAAACUGCCACUCAUUCAGUGAGUAACUAGGCUACUUCAGACAGUGAUGAUAACAGGGCAUUGGCAAUGGCUUGGAACCCCAUUUCCCCCAAUCAGAUUGCAGAUUUUUCCGAACCUGUUUUAUAACAAGCUUUAAAGAUGAUAACAGUAUGACUGAUGAAUCUCUGUCAGCAAUUAGGCUCUUUUUAGCGAGGGAUUAUUUCAGCUGAAUUCUCUAUCACUUCUUUGUCUCGUUUAGUUUUUUAUUGUCGAUUCAAAGUGUGCAUAUCUUUAAUUGGGGACUACAUUGUCAUCUCAGUCUGCGCUUGUUAACUGUGUUCUUAACAGACAGUAUGCCUUGGGAGAUGUAUUGUGUGUGUGUGUGUGUGUGUGUGUGUUUGUUUGUUUGCAAAUACGCAGCAGCACUUUACUUCACUAAAUCGAAGCACUGUUUUACUGUGACUGGGUGUUUUGUGGUUUGUCCACUCCACAUGAUUGAUUGUUGUCUAAGACAGGGAACAAACCAUUUUUUAGCGUGUUAUGGUUUGGUGGCCUGGGUUGUGGUCAGUAGGAUGAAACAGGGAGGUAUUACAUGAACUUCCAAUAAGAACACAGUUUUUUGUUAUCUAUUGCAACAACAUGUGGUAACACUUAACUUAAAGCCUGCAAGUAGGCUAUAAUGCGUUAUGAUGCCGUUAUAAUGCACAGUAAGACUUGUCAUGUAUGACCCCCUUAUAAUGUCUUGUAAUCAUUGCUAAAGACAUAGCAUACAGUAUUUUAAGCUUUAUUAUAAGACUUUAUAAAGGCUCAUACAUACAUGCUUAUAACAAGUUAUAACGAACAGUAGCUGCAGGAUAGGCUUUAAGGAAAGUGUUACCCAACAGGUUUUGCUUCAGUGUCCCCCACUCAACACAACCCUGGUCUUUCUUCACACAUGAAUCAGAACAACAAAUUGCGAGAAGACAUACAACCCACUGCCCCUGUUCUCUUUAGUGAUAUAACCACAUCCAGAGAGCCUAUACAGGGCCACAGCAGUUAUGACUCAGUGAUGCUCUUACCCAAUACCCAUUGAAACACCAACAGAAGGGUUUACAUGGUCUUGAAGAGAGAGCAUGAUUACAAAACCCACUCUUUGAUUAGUCUUCCACUGAAGUUGACUUCCUUUUGGUAAGGCUAUCUCUUCAGCCCUACACACACACACACACACACCCUGUUGUUCUAAAUGUUUUAACUUGAAUGUUUCACUGUAGAUCAAAUGGAAGGCGUGUUAUUACCAGCUGUUUUCCAUCUGUAGUACUUUUGUACUCAUUGGCAGUUUGUUUAUUUUGUUCCCAAACAGCUACUCUUACUCGGAUCAGUAUAAAUUAUACACAGAAAGAACGACAUUGAGAACACACUUUUCUUGAACGUAACUCAAAUACACAAUGUUAUUGCCUCCCCAAUGCUACCAUGACACAUCAUCCUCCACUGUAUCUCCUCGGUGUUCUGUCUAUCUGCCCUUUCCAGGGAAAGAGAGCAGUGGUCACGCUCACGGCAAGGACCCCUCGGAUGUGUCCAGUAAGUGCCUGCCGUGCCGUGAGGGCUGCCCCUACUGCCGGGAUGACAUGCCCUGCCUGGCUCAGGAAGACGGGGCAAUCCGGCUUUCUGUAGCCUCCUUCCAGGGCCUUUGCAUGCUGCUGGACUUAGUGGCCAUGGUGCUGGUCUACCACUUCCGCAAGAAUAAGGUAAGGGCUCAUUGGGAGGAAGCAGGGGUCAGGGGUCAGGGGUUAGGGGUUAAGCAGGUCAUUAUAGAGGAACUCCAUCCAGAAAACAUACGACUGGUAUUAUGUUUUUCAACAAAGGUAUUACUGGUAUUGGUUGGUGUUUGUAUUUCCUACACUUGUGAUUUGGAUUUCUGGUAUGUUUUAUUAUUUGUUAUAAGCUUGUAUUAGCCCUUAUAAUGUUUUUCUAUGCUGCAACGUACUGAAAUGGCUUUUAUUGAAUUAGUCAGGAUCAUUAUGAGAUGAUUUCAAGACAUUUUAGGUGAAAUGAUAUAUACAAUUUGUAGUAGCAUCCACCUGGGUGAUGCAUGGUAGCCAAUUUGUGCCAGAAUGUUCAUCACACAGAAUCCUGUUGGAUUUCAGUAAACUGUUACUGGAUUGCCCUUUUUGAAUGGUAAGAAAGAGAGACCAAAAUAUCUACUGAUUCAUAUCCUCCAGGACCUGCAUUGAAGAACACAGCUGCGGGGAGUGCUGACAGUACCACUGUGCCAGUCCAAGGUUGUUACCCAAAUGGCACCCUUUUCCAUGUAUAGUGUACUACUUUGGACCGAGGCCCAUAUGGCUCUGGUCAAAAGUAGUGCACUAUGUAGGGAAUUAGGACGCAACUCAAGUGUUGUGUCAGAACUCCUAAUAUGCAGUUUAUUUGACUACCAAAUGACUACCACCGUCGUGUCGUCAGCAAACUUGAUGAUGGAGUUGGAGUCGUCCGUGGUCACACAGUCGUGGGUAAACAGGGAGUACAGGAGGGGGCUAAGCACACACCUCUGGGGGCCCCUGUGUUGAGGGUCAGCGUGGCGGAGGUGUUGUUACCUACUCUCACCACCUGGGGUCAGCCCGUCAGGAAGUUCAGGAUACAGUUACAGAGGGAGGUGUUCAGUCCCAGGGUCCUAAGCUUGGUGACGAGCUUGGAGGGAACUAUGGUGUUGAACGCUGAGCCGUAGUCAAUAGACAGCAAUCAUUCUUACAUAUGUAUUCCUCUUGUCCAGGUGGGAGAGGGCGGUGUGGAGUGCAAUUGAGAUUGCAUCAUCUGUAGAUCUGUUGGGGCGGUAUUCAAAUUGGAGUGUGUCUAGGAUGUUUGGGAUGAUGGAGUUGUGUGCCAUAACCAGCCUUUCAAUGCACUUCAUGAUUACAGAUGUGAGUGCUACAGGUCGGUAGUCAUUGUGACAGGUAGCCUUAGAGUUCCUGGGAACAUUUGACGGUCUUCUGUUGUAAUAAUGGAUUCCAUUGACAUAGUGCUUUUCAUCAGAUCUCAAAGCACUUUACCUUGAUCUGGAGUGACUCAUUAUUUCAUCCAACACCAAUUUGUAGUAGCAUCCACGUGGGUGAUGUAUGGUAGCCAUUUUGUGCCAGAAUGUUCAUCACACGGAAUCCACUUUCACAGUGGAGAGGUGAUGAGUGAUUGGGCCAAUUUGAAUCUGGGGAUCCGAUGAUUAUAGAUGGCCAUGAUAGUGUGAGGGGCCAGGGUGAGUAUAGCCAGAACACUGGGGUUAACAGCCAUAAUCAAGCACUAAGUGUCAUGGGAUUUUUAGCGACCACAUAGUCAAGAACUCUGUUUCAUGUAUCAUCCUAAGAAGGGCACCUUUUGCAGUACGUAUUCCACAGCAGUGAUGGUUAUUGACACACUAUAGGACAGGGUUAAACAAACCUGUAUAUGAUAUUCCAAGAUGGUGACAUUACACUCAGAUGUUUUCCGAUCUCAAUUAUUAGAAGCAGUCUAAUGUCAAGAUGAUGUCUAAUGUCAAGAUGAGUCCACACAUCCCAGGCCAUCUGUUUUGUAUAUCCAGCUACAGUAUAUGCCACGAUCCAACAUUUAUGGAAAAUAUGUCAUUUCCAGAUUUGCAGUGCUUAUCUUUUCCAUUCCUUCUGGGUUGAGGCAGACAAUAUAGCUGGAUCUAUAUAACCUAUGGCAAGGGAUGUGGACUCAUUGAUUUUGGAGUGUAAUGUCCCAUUAAGACUAAACAUACCGGUAAAUGGUGUUCCAAAAUAUGAGCUAACUGCCUCUACUGUGGUGGUCGUUCUGUACUUGUGGUGUGAAACUGAUUAGUCAUAUUUAUAGCAGCUUGGGUUGUUCCCUAUAAGAAUCUUCCAGAAAUACAGUUCAGAUGAGAUGUCCCUUGAGGUGUGUGAAUUUACAUAUUUACAUAAAAGACAUUGCCUUCUAUGAUAUAAUGAGUAAUUACAUUCAGCCCAGAGUUGUCUCGCCAUCCUCACUCGUUUUCACUAACAUGAUUGGUUAGCAGAGCAGUUCAACAAAGGGACCAUCUUCCUCAUUCAUAUCCAUUGUGUUGUGCCAUUGAGUCAAAUUCAUUAUUUAUUUUCAGCUGAGUAGAUACAUUAUGAGUGAAUGGAUGACAAUUUCUCUCAUAUGAUUGUGUAGAUCAUCCUAAUAACUCUAUGGUUGAUUGAUGUUACACUACAUGGCCAAAAGUAUGUGGACACCUGCUUGUCGAACAUCUCAUUCCAAAAUCAUGGGCAUUAAUAUGGAGUUGGUCCCCCCUUUGCUGCUAUAACAGCCUCCACUCUUCUGGGAAAGCUUUCCACUACAUGUUGCAACAUUGCUGCAGGGACUUGCUUCCAUUCAGCCACACGAGCAUUAGUGAGGUCGGGCACUGAUGUUGGGCAAUUAGGCCUGGCUCGCACUCGGCGUUCCAAUUCAUCCCAAAGGUGUUUGAUGGAGUUGAGGUCAGGGCUCUGUGCAGGCCAGUCAAGUUCUUCCACAUCGAUCUCAACAAACCAUUUUUGUAUGGAUCUCGCUUUGUGCACAUGGGCAUUGUCAUGCUGAUACAGGAAAGGGCCUUCCCCAAACUGUUGCCACAAAGUUGGAAGUACAGAAUCGUCUAGAAUGUCAUUGUAUGCUGUAGCGUUAAGAUUUCUCUUCACUGGAACUAAGGAAAAAACAGCCCCAUACUAUUAUUCCUCCUCCACCAAACUUUACAGUUGGCAAUAUGCAUUCGGGCAGGUAGUGUUUUCCUGGCAUCUGCCAAACCCAGAUUCGUCCAUCGGACUGCCAGAUGGUGAAGCGUGAUUCAUCACUCCAGAGAAUGCGUUUUCGCUGCUCCAGAGGACAAUAGCAGCGAGCUUUACACCACUCCAGCCGACGCUUGGCAUUGUGCAUGGUGAUCUUAGGCUUGUGUGCAGCUGCUUGGCAAUGGAAACCCAUUUCAUUAAGCUUCCGACAAACAGUUCUUGUGCUGACUUUGCUUCCAGAGGCAGUUUGGAACUCAGUAGUGAGUGUUGCAACCCAAGGACAGACGAUUUUUAUGCGCUACGCACUUCAGCACUUGGCAGUCCCGUUCUGUGAGCUUGUGUGGCCUACCACUUCGUGGCAGAGCCGUUGUUGUUCAUAGACAUUUCCACUUCACUAUAGCAGGGCAGAAAUUUGACAAACUGACUUGUUGGAAAGGUGGCAUCCUAUGACGGUGCCACGUUGAAAGUCACUGAGUUCUUCAGUACGGGCCAUUAUACUGUGAAUGUUUGUCUAUGGAGAUUGCAUGGCUGAGUGCUCGAUUUUAUAUGCCGGUCAGCAACGGGUGUUGUUGAAAUAGCUGAAUCCACUCAUUUGAAGGUGUGUCCACAUACUUUUGUAUGUAUAGUGUAUGUUCUCUAUUGUUAAGUCUCUCUCUUUCUCAUUUUUUUUUGUAGAGGAUCCGAGCGUCUGGUCUUAUCCUCCUGGAGGCCAUCUUGUUUGGAGCCUUGCUUCUCUACUUUCCCGUAAGUCUCCAGUUUAGACGUGUGUUUGUGUGUGUGUCCGUGACUGUGUGUGUGUGUGCGUGAUUGUGUGUGUGUGUGUGUGCAGGACUUUGUGUGUGUCUGUCUGCAUGCCUGUCCAUUGUCCACAGCUAUAUAUUACAGCUAUAUAUUAAAAUGGCACAAAAAACAAGCUACAGACAUCCUGGACGACAACACAGCUGGUGUGUGUGAGUAAUGCUUUAAAGUGUGUCGUACAGUCCAACCUGGAGCGCCACACAGAGUUUUAACAGACGGGGGAGCUUACAGCCAACGUUGCAUGGCGUUAUUAUGGAGCGACAGGGAUUUCAAAUUCACUCAAUACCUCCAUUGGCUGCCAACAGCAAAACACAGCUGUCUAGAGAACACAUUUGGAAAAGGAUCAAAGAAAGAAGGAAAACAGCCAUAGAUGUAAACCACACAGGAGGGACUAUUAGAAGUCUGUUGACAAGGAUGAGGUUCGGUGUUGUUUGCUAAAGUGAGCUCUAGCGAUUAGGCUUUUCCUCUCAGGCUAGAGUUGGAGCAAUGUCAUUGUAGCAAUGUAGUAUUUACGUAACUUAGUAACAACGUAACUUAGUAAUAACACAACUUUAUAAUAACGUAAUGUAGUAACAACGUAACGUGGGAACAAUGUAACAUAGUGACAACAUGGUAACAACGUUAUAUUGUAACAAUGUUACAUAGUAACCACGUAAUGCACUGGGAGACCUCACCAUGUUUUUUUUUUCUUACUGGACAUCAUUUUGGUGCAUUCCACACAAAUGGGGAGAUAAACCUAAGCCUAUCAACAAUACUACUUCGGUUUGGUUGACAUCAUUAUCAUUGUGAUAUACUUUUAAACCAGGAGUGCACCAUUCCAGUCCUCAAUGUUCCUGCACCUUGGGCUAUUCCUGGACUCCCAUCCCCCCGAAAUAUCCCUUCCCCUUUUCAUCCCUUCUGCCACAGGACCCAGGAACUCCUCACUCCGGUGUGCUCAUGCAACCCUGGCUAUCCCUCUCUCACUCUCUUUCUCCCCCUCUCUCUCUUCCACAGUGACGUGCCCUUCUCCUCCUGCUGCUGUUGCCACAGCCUCAGCUUAGUGCAGCUUCUCCACUGUGGCGCUCGAUGCAUUUUUAAAGAGUCCAUCAAGUUCUAGCGCAACUUGUAUUAAAAAUGAAUCUGCUGGUUAAUUUAUUGGGAGGAGUUGGGGGUAUAGAGAAGGGAAAGAAGAGGGAGCCACCUUAGCAGGCUGGAAACAAACAUGUAGCUUCCUUCUCUUUCGCUCGUUUGAGGGUCCCAUGCGAGUUGUACUCUGCUGGGUAUUGCGUGUGUGUGCUAUUGCGUGUGUGUGUUUGCGUGUGUUUGGCCUAGUUUUACGUCUCGUUUGGGACGCGAUGUAUUUUGGCCUGUCGUGGAGGAAUGUGGGGCUUGCUGUUCUACAUGGACAGGGCUUGGUUACUACAGAGGCCUGGAUACAACUAAUACUAGCCAGAGGUUAUCAGUACAGUGAGUGGGUCAGUUUAUGAAGAACAUGAUCAAAUGCAGUUAAUGAGUAUGUAACUGCUAUGGCUAUGUUUGGGGGGUAUACAUUAUAAAUCCUAUUGUUGUCAUUGGAGUGUUGUUGUGAUGUCGCUGUUGGGUGUGUGUGCUGUGUGUGUGUGUGUCCGUGAGUAUGUGCGUGUGUGUGCACGCUCUGUACACCGUUACAUUUCGCUCCUCAAACAAACUCACAACAUUCCUGUCUCUAGCCCCAGAUACUACUGUACAUUAAGAUAAUACAAGUAACUUUGAAGGAAACCAACGUGGUAAUGCAUGUAUGAUAUACAGGAGUCUGUCUCUUGCCUGUGUACCAACCAGAGGCAUUUACUUUUUCAUUUACUUUACCGAUAGCAUCACCGCCAUAAGCCCUCCACCGGGUAAUAUGGACGGGGCUUUAUAUACGUUUUUCAUGACUCGCAUACAAAUGACAAGCUUUGGAACUUUUAAGGCCAGCUUGCAGCCAGAAAUACAUGUCAGCUGAGUGCAGAAAUUCCUUGAUUCCCUCAAUCACAUUUACAGUCAUGAUGCAUGAAGCGAGAGCCUAUUUUUGAUGGAAGGAAAACUGAGAGCCCAUGAUGAAAAGAUAUCGAUAGCAUUACUUCUUAAUGUAUGGGAUAUAAAUGCAUCGGACAAUUAGGUUAAACUUACUUACUUGCUUUUUUGUUCCUGGAGGAACAUACACUUACGAAAGAUCUCUUGUGUUGCUUUCGGCCAUGACAAGUGGAUGCAAUUAGGGUAUACUAGUAGUAAUUGUGGAUCUUUCCUACAUUACGCACAUGCAUUUAAAUCCAUAGACUGUAGGUGUACCUAUUUCGCUAUCCCCUGUCUGCGAGAUGAGUGCGUAAAUGUACAUUUACAUUCUAGUCAUUUAGCAGACGCUCUUAUCCAGAGCGACUUACAGUUAGUGAGUGCAUACAUUUUCAUACUGGCUCCCCGUGGGAAUCGAACCCACAACCCUGGCGUUGCAAACGCCAUGCUCUACCAACUGAGCUACACGGGACCAUAAAUCAAAGCUUUGCACAAAUGUUCUAUUGACAGUGUUUGAUAUAGGCAAAACUUUGGGUAAAGGAUUAAGAAUGCAGGCAACUUGUUGACAUAAGCAUCUAUGAAAUGCCUAGAUGUACUGCUUAUGAAGGGCCUGUGGAUGGCUUAAUAAUGUGUUCGGAAGUCCUUAUGCAGGUAACCUUCAAGAAAAGUGUUUCCAACAUUUUCCAACCUCCCACCAGUUAAAACUGCAUCUAAAGCUUCUCAUAUCAUCAUGAAAGUGUCCUUAUGUACAGCUUAUGAAUGUAGUAUGUAUGGGUUAUGAAUGUGUUAUGAAGUCCUUACCUAGGUACCUUUCAGGUAAAGUUUUACCAACAUUUUCUUCCAGUGAAUUCUGCAGCUAAAUGAGGCCUCCUCUCACAUCAUGGAAGUGUGAUAUGUUCUUCACGGGUUUGCGUGUGGCACUGUGCCAUUGUUUCAUUCCAUAUCCACGAGAACAUUUCCCCUGUUUGCGAGUUAAGCGGGCUGGUUGCCGAUGUUCUGCCAUCUCGCCGCAGGGGACAGGUGCUGUCGCUCUGCUUAAUUAUAGAGGAUGCCUGCCAUCUCUCAAACUGACACACUGUAUACCUCGAAUUGUGAGAUAUACCACAGAGAUUAGAUAAAACUGUAUCUCUGUGAGCUAUAUUGUAUAGCUGUGGAUAUGCGAAGGUUGUACUAGACCUGGAUUCAAAAUGGUAUUUGUUGCCUUUCAAAUGCUUUGAGCGUUUUGAUUUAGCUGACCUGGAGGGCCAGAUGGGUGGGGUUUUCGCCUUUGGUACUAUUCCAUUGGUUCCAUUGUGCCAUACUAUUUGAACGCAGGUCUGGUUUGUAGAGUAAAUACAGUAUGUAAACAAGAUGGUUUCCCAAAGGAAAUGGGAUCGGGAUGGCUAUCACACUUAUUUGCAGGGAUAGGUUGUGAGAAUCGUGGAAGAGUCUAAAACCUGGUGCUGUUUGUUCUUUUGCUAAAAGCCAGCAAAGCAGUUUAGUCUGUGGAGCUGGGACAACAGCUCAACUUGAACAUUCUCAAAUAUGUAGACUAGCUCUUGAGAAGGACAUUACUAAAUUGGCUGACAAACUGGUUGUGUGGUUGACAUAAUAGUUAUAUCGUGUAUUCAGGAUAGUUUUAUAACUCAACUCCAUUUUAGUCGCUUCAGAUGUGACAUUUGCGAUUCUGCAGCUGCUGAAAUAUAUAAUGAAAUAAGUGAGUCAGCAUACAGAAACCUCGCAAUCAAGCAUUGCCCUUUGUUCAGUUUACCAUGCAUGACCUCAUGCCUCCAUCCCGGCUCGGCCCCUUGCCUCUUUCAAUAAUGAGCUAGAAUGAACUUCACACGAAGCUAACGGCAGGGCAAUAUUUUCCAAGCAGCUGCCUGUGACUCACCAUCUAGACGACAUCCAGAAAAUGAGACGACGUGAAGGGUAGGAGGCAGCCAGCCUGGCCCACGGUCAGACAUUUACCCAAUGUUCUUCUGCUACUGGGUUUGACUAUUAACAAAAGGUGAAGUUGUGUCAGCAAUGCAGAAAGAUAAAUGGGAGUGCCUGAUGCCUCAUUGAUGUGUAGUCCUUUUACCUGCCUAGGGACUUCAGUUGAAAAUUAGCUCGCUGGCACAAAAUCUGUCACCUUUACAAAAAAGCUGAUUCAUGUGCAUUUUCCCUGUCAAAUAAACCUACAGUUAUAAAGUAAAUUCAAGUUGUGGCCUGGGGUGGUCCAGCAUGUCUAUGCUGUUGCUAUGUACCGCUGUAGGCAUGGGUUUGAAUCCAAUCCACUGCUCUAGCACACACGCCUCCUUGCUUUUUCACCUCCCUGUCUUAUAAACAGGAAGAAUACAAAAGGAGUGGAAGUACCUCACUCUUUUUUUAAAUAAAAAAUAAUGUAAAAUAUAGUCAAAGUAAUGUGCAUCUCCCCUUCUCUUUAGGUGAUGAUACUGUACUUCAACCCCAGCAUGUUCCGCUGUAUCCUCCUGAGAUGGGUGCGUCUCCUGGGCUUUGCCAUAGCCUACGGAACAGUGAUCCUGAAGCUUUACAGGUAUGUGUUCAUUCGUUCUACUUUUUAUUAGAAGUCUUUCACAGGGGUAUAUUCAAAUGUACACACAGUAACAAAACGUUUUGCAACGUAGCAAACGUUUUGCAACUGCAUAUUCAGGUAGGUCCCGCUCCAUUUUGCCCGUUCCUAGUGAAUACACCCCAGAUGUAUCAUGCAGAGAAACCAAUGCCAUAUGGCCAAAUUGGAUAACUUCUGCAGUAUUCAGCCCAGAACUUUAAUUCCUUUCUCCCCCCGAUUUGUCCCAAUGAUGCUCCUUGAUGAGUUUGCCCUGUGGAGUGCCAUCUCAUAUCCAGGUUCCUCUCAGAAUUGGUUCUAGUUUGCAGUCGUUCUGUUUUGCUACUUAGUAGUCGAAGCGAGAGGACUUAGAGGCAGAAGGAGCACUUUACAUUCUCAAUCACACAGAACUACUUACCGUAGCAUAGAGUUUUCUCCACUCUCCUCUUCUGGAAAUGAGUUGGCCCUCGUGUUGGCCUUUUAAAAUUUCACUAAGAGAGCAGAGAAACAACUCAAUCUGACCAGGGGCCAAAGGGCAGCCUGCUACUUCACCUGACAAAAUUACCAAUUAAAUUCCUCCUGGUGUAGAACGCUUGAACCAUGACCUCAGUGUCAGUACCCUAUAGGAGAAUCCCACACACAGAUAUCAAAUCUGAGACAGGAUCAAUCAUGGUCGUACCCUCAGAGAACCCAGAGGUCAAAAUAUCUCCUUGUUUUAUAUCUAUGCUAAUCUAGACCACACAUCUCAGAGAGACACUAGUGCUUGCAAGGGCUUGCAGCAGUACAGGUAGUAUAGAACAAGUAAUAACUGAAAAACGAUAUAAAUUGCAGUGGUGGAAGGAGUAAUGUUGGGAUGGUAGUGGUGGUAAUACAGCUGAGUAGAAGAAGUGUUAGUUGUGUCAGUUAAAUAAUUAGUCAAAUAAAUAAUGAUAUCUUUACCUGAUUAUAACAGAGACCUGUUGGUUAUAAUCGAAUUAAAGGUUUUCUCAACGAGAACCAUAAAACCAUAAAAUUAUGCCAUUAGAUGCCAAAUUUUGCCUGUUGGGAUUUGGGAACAACAACAACCCUUCUCUCUCUUCCCUCCUCCAGGGUGCUGAAGGUGUUCCUGUCCCGUACGGCCCAAAGGACCCCAUACAUGACCAGCUGGCGGGUGCUGCGUCUGCUGGGGGUCAUCCUGCUGGUGGUGCUGUGGUUCCUGGUGGCCUGGACCUCGGCCGUGUGUCAGACACCUGACCGGAUGUUGGCCCUUAUUGACAUGGGCCUCACCCCCGACGGGCUGCAGUUCAGCAUGUGCCUGCUGGACCGCUGGGACUACAUGAUGGCAGUCGGUGAGUCGUAAUGGAAGUGUGGACCCAGUGGGCAAAACUAGUUGAAAUGAUGUCAUUAACGCUAAAAACUGGUUGGAAAUAUGUCAUUGUGACGUUCCGUUUUAUGUUUGUAACGGGUUACGCCAAUUGUCGUUCUCAUUAUCUUGGUUUUAUAAUAGCACCCAGUACCCUGCCCUGAACUUUAGUCACUGUUACUAGUCGGCUACCACCCGGUACUCUACCUUAGAGACUGCUGCCCUAUGUACAGUACAUAGCCAUUGAACACUGGUCACUUUAAUAAUGUUUACAUACUGUUUAACCCACUUUACAUGUACAAUAUAUACUGUAUUCUAGUCAAGGCUCAUUGUCACGGAUUCAGCCGAGGCUGCUGCUCCUCCUUGCUCGGGCAGGCUUCGGCGUUCGUCGUCCCCGGAGUACUAGCUGCUGCCGAUCGAUGUUUCGGUGUUUGUCUUGUUUGGUCUUUAUUGUUUACACCUGUUUCCCAUUAUGUUGGAUUGUAUUCCCUAUAUUAACCCCUGUCUCUCAUUGGUUAUUUUGUGUGUGAUUGUUCUUUGUCAUUUCGGCAGUUGCUUUGUAUUACGGGUAUUUGUGUUUUCCUCCCUGUUUGGAGGUUUGUUGUUUUGAACGUUUAUUACUGUGUUCAGUAAAGUACGUUGCCAGCCGCUCUGUGUCCUGCGUUUGACUUCGCUGACCGCAUACACGUCGCGUGACACUCAUCUUAUAUAACUACUGCUCUAUGCACCUUUUCUAUUCAUAUACUGUCCAUACUGUUUAUACACACCAUCACAUACAUACACUGAACAAAAAUAUAAACGCAACAUGCAAAGUGUUGGUCCCAUGUUUCAUGAGCUGAAAUAAAACAUCUCAGAAAUGUUCCAUAUGCACAAAGAGCUAAUUUCUCGAAAAAUGGUGUCCACAAAUUUGUUUAUAUCCCUCUUAUUGAGCAUUUCUCCUUUGCCAAGAUAAUCCAUCCACCUGACAGGUGUGGCAUAUCAAGAUGCUGAUUAAACAGCAUGAUCAUUACACAGGUGCACCUUGUGCUGGAGACAAUAAAAGGCCACUAAAAUGUGCAGUUUGUCACACAACACAAAGCCACAGAUGUCUCAAGUUUUGAGGGAGUGUGCAAUUGGCAUGCUGACUGCAGGAAUGUCCACCAGAGCUGUUCGAAUUGAAUGUUAAUUUCUCUACCAUAAGAAACGUUGUUUUAGAGAAUUUGGCAGUACGUCCAACCGGCCUCACAACCGCAGACCACGUGUAACCACACCAGCCCAGGACCUCCAAAUCCGGCUUCUCAGACGAUCACCUGUGGGAUCGUCUGAGGGGGAGUGGGGGGUUUUCUGAGGAGUAUUUCUGUAUGUAAUGAAACCCUUUUGUGGGGAAAAACUCAUUCUGAUUGGGUGGGCCUGGCUGCCAAGUGGGUGGGCCUAUGUCUGCACCCCUGCCCAGUCAUGUGAAAUCCAUAGAUUAGGGCCUAAUUUAUUCAUUUCAACUGACUGAUUUCCUUAUAUGAACUAUAACUCAGUAAAAUCUUCUAAAUUGUUGCAUGUUGCAUUUAUAUUUUUGUUCAGUAUAUAUCUAUAUCCUGGACUCUGAUAUUGCUCGUUCUAAUAUUUCUAUAUUUCUUUAUUCCUUUCUUUUUUAUCUUUGGGAUUAAUGUGUAUUGUUUUGUAUUGUUAGGUAUUACUACACUGUUGGAACAUAAGCAUUUCCGAGUGCCUUCUAGAGGGGAAUGUGACAGGCAGCUGAGGCACAGAACCUAUCAUCUAAUCCCUUUUAAAGCGGAUGGAUCCAUGAGAAGUUGUGUGCUCUGCCUGAGGACCCUGAGAGAGAUCUGGGCAGUGAUGCGGAGAGUGUUUUCACCAAUGGGUUUGGGGAGGUAAAAUGGAAUGGAAAAACAUAGGGGGGUGGGGUUGUUGAGAUACAGUAAGGCAAAAGAACAUUGUGCAUCUUCGCAGGGAAGGCAGAGACAGGUAGAGUGCCUGUAAAUAGAAAUGGUGAAGAGGAGAGAUCGGUCUGGGGUAGGGGGGCAGCCGCCCCGCUGGUUGUUCUGACAGCUUGUGGAAACGUGUGGGCUGAAGGGCGAUAUCCACCAGUCUAAGGUGCUAUCAGGUUUAAGGUGCUGUACAGCAAAAUAAUUUAAAAAGAGAACAUACAAUUAUUAAUCAGUAUUGUUUUGUGGUUCUAUAAUAAUGAUGAUACAAAUGAUUUAUCAGUUAAUGAAAAAGAGUGUUGAUCAUGUCAGUAAUUGGAAUUAAUAAGAAAUUACUUAUUCCUCCCACCAGCAUUUACAAACAGCUCACCAUGCAUACUGAUUACAUAUUAAAUAGUUUAUAAUUAGUCAUCGUGAUUCACAAAAUAUUAAUUCAUAAUAAUACACUCUAAUCGCUAUUUACAAAUGACAAUCCGGAAACCGACAUGAUCCCCAUGAUCCCCGUUGUCUUUGGUGUUAAUUAUUGAAGGAAUGUAAAUGAGGGUUGCUUUUAUGGGCAGACAAUAGAAAGCAGUUCUGAGAACGUAGAACAAAGGAAAGAUGAGAGACUCAGACUGCUUUACAGUUCUGAGAACAGUUCUUAGAAAAGGAAUAUAAAUUAGGAUCACCGUUAUGGGCUCCCAAAUAACAGUGAGUCAGUCCUGAAACAGUUCUGAAAAGUGGGUCGCAUUCAUUUGGGCAUGCAACAGAUAUCUUUUUUAACAGUUUUGAGCAGUUCUGAGAACAGUUCUAAAAACAUAGAAUAAAGGAGAGACGAGAGACUUGGACUGCCUUAUAGUUCUGAGGCCAGUUCUGAGACCAGUUCUGAGAACUUUAUUUGAAAUAAAACAAAAUAAACUUGAGGAAAGGAUUUUUGGAUUGUGUCUCGUUUUUUAGUAUUAAAUAUAGCACAAUUGUCACUUCUGAUGGAUUAAUGAUACAAUUAAAGUGAAGAUAUAACAGGUUUUAAGAACAUCACAAAUUCAAGGCUGCCUUUUCAAAACAGACUUGGAUGUUUUUUCGUAUUCUUUGAAGUGGACAUGAGGAUAGGGCUGUGACGAUUAUGGAAUUUUGGGUAACGAUUGAUUGUCAUGCAAAUGGCCUUUUUUUUUCAGCUUGUAAUGUAUCAUAAUGCAUCUUUCAAAAUUAGCUAAUGAAUACAACACAGCUUUGGUGACACAACUGUCUCAAAAACAAGUGGUUUUGAAUUUCCGACCUCUUCUCCUUCCGACCAUGCCGUUCGGCUCAUAAAAUUAUUACCAAUUUUACCCACUUCAUCUCAAAAUGAGAAACUGCUAUUGAGUAAACUAUAUCUAUUUAAAUAUAAAGUUGAAUCCUUCCAUCUCCUAAAAUUAAUGUAUUCUUUUAUUUUAUUUUGUUCACGGUUAUUGUCCAUAAUUGUCGGUUACACGAUCAUGAGGAGACCCUUGAAUUGUAUGGCUAAAGAACAAGUUACAUGUAUGCCAUUUUGUGCAAACCAAAGCAAACAAUGGUUGUUGUAAAUAAUGCAGAACUUCCAGAAUAUCAUUUUAAUUUGCAGUCAUUGUAUGUUGUGUACCUCUGCUAUUUGUGUGUGAGAGUUAAGGACACUGGUCUAACCCACCUGUAUUGUUGACCUCUCCUUAUCUAGCCGAGUUCCUGUUUCUUCUGUGGGGAGUGUACCUCUGCUAUGCUGUCCGGACCGUACCGUCAGCCUUCCAUGAACCACGCUACAUGACUGUUGCCAUAUACAAUGAACUCCUCAUAUCGGCAAUAUUCCACACCAUUAGGUAAGUAAUAAGGGAGAGAGAGAGAGAAAGAGAGAGAGAGAGAAUCUAUACUGUGUAUGCCCUUGCAAAUGUGUGACCCUAUAGUUUAAAAUCAAGAAGCGAUAUAGGCCUCUAAGCAGGAGAAUAACAGGAGCAGAACAUCCCCAGUUAAAAGGCAGAGUAGAGCGCUCCCUCCCAUCAAGCAAAUGAAUAGUCAGCAGGACAGCUUGGAUAAGCCACUUGAACAGAGGUGAGUAAAAUAUGCCUGCACAAGGCAGACAGUGCAUAAAUCUGCCAAGGCUUAAAAUAAACUCCUUAUGCCCUGUAACUGUUCCUAUACUUGACUCUGCUGGAGGAGCUCACACUGGUUGGUGGCACUGGCUUGAUGAGCCACCUCCUCAUUUGACCACCAGGAAAACUACAAGUGUGUGUGGGGAAGGGGGGUGGGGGGAAAGGGGGUUGUGUGUGUGUGUGUGUGUGUGAGGAUGGGGUUGUGUGUGUGCUUGGUCAUAGUAGCCAUUGCCUCAAUGUACAAGUUAUCACUCGGCAUAUACAGUAUAUACAAAGUGGCACCUAGAACAUUAAUCACAAAGCUGCAUGUAGAACCUGUCUGUAAUAUUUAAGAUCAUCACGAACAGCUGGGUCCAAUGAAUACCUUUUACAAAUCCCAUUGAAUGUAAGUGAGGUUGGCAUACGUAAAGUAUGAGCAUAAACAAGUCUAUUGUCAUGCUUAUUCUCUGCCGGAACAAUCCAGAAAGGUUAUGGCAUACCCAUCAAUCUGACCCCGGGGUUGUACCUGAAAAGUUUUCAGAACAACAAUGUUGGCAUGCCUCACCCAAUAACAAACCAGCUGUGAUUGAAUAUGCCUACAUAGAAUAUUACAACAGUGACAGAAGGGGAAUAAAAAAAUCAGAUACUUUUCAUCUGUCGCCUAAAUUUAAAAUUCUGAACAGCACCCUCAUGUCGCAGAUGAAUCACAGACAAUACUUUUUAUAAAUCAGGUGAAUAUUACAUCCAACCUCCAAAUACCGCGUGAGUAACACUAUUUGGGUCGUCCAUGUGAUGAGUGAUUUCGAAGGAGUCAGGCGCAGGAGGGUAAAUCACAGAAAACAGAGUUACGCAGUAAUGUGUCAAAACACUCCAGUGUGCAAAACAGGCGCACUGGAAAAAACAAGGCACACAGGGAAAUAUCCCAGCGAUACAAAAUACAAGGAGCUCCACCGAGCUUCUCUAACCUCCACAAUAAACAAUCACACACAAAGACAACGGGGCAGAGGGAACACUUAUUCAGGUACUGAUGAGUGGAAAUAAACCAGGUGUGUGUAAUAAACAAGACAAAACAAAUGGAAUGAUGAGAUGAGGAGCGGCAGUGGCUAGAAGGCAGGUCACGACAAACGCCGAAGCCUGCCCGAACAAGGAGAGGAGGCAUCUUCGGAGGAAGUCGUGACCGGUUGAUAACCUAAAACACAUUGAAAUGACGAUAGGUUAGUGGAGGAGUGGCAGAGAGAGUUCUGGGCAUAUUCGUCCCAUGGCAAGAACACCGACCACUCCCCUCGCCAGUCCUGGCAGUAGGACCUCAGGAACCUACCCACAUCCUGAUUCACCCGUUCCACCUGCCCAAUACUCUUGGGGUGAAACCCAGAGGUCAGGCUGACCGAGACCCCCAGAUGUUCCAUGAACGCCUUCCAGACCCUGGAUGUAAACUGGGGACCCCGGUCAGACACUAUGUCCUCUGGCACCCCGUAGUGCUGGAAGACGUGAGUAAACAGGGCCUCCGCAGUCUGCAGGGCCGUGGGGAGACCGGGCAGAGGAAGGAGUCAGCAGGCUUUUGAAAAGCGGUCCACAAUGACCAGGAUGGUGGUGUUACCCUGAGAGAGGGGAAGAUCAGUGAGAAAGUCAAUACACAGGUGGGACCAUGGCCGUUGUGGAACUGGUAAGGGCUGUAACGAACAUCGGGCGAACUUCCCAUAGUUGUCCAGCUUCGGAGGAAGUCGUGACAGUCCAUCUGUAGAUGCUCUCAACUAACUAUUUGCUAGGAGCCGCCCGAGUGGCGCAGUGGUCUAAGGCACUGCAUCGCAGUGCUAGCUGUGCCACUAGAGAUCCUGGUUCGAGUCCAGACUGGGAGACCCAUGGGGUGGCGUGCAAUUGGCCCAGCGUCGUCCAGGGUAGGGGAGGGUUUGGCCGGCAGGGAUGUUCUUGACCCAUCGUGCACUAGCGACUCCUGUGGCGGGCCGGGUGCAGUGCACGCUGACUCGGUCACCAGUGUUUCCUCCAACACAUUGGUGCGGCUGGCUUCCGGUCAUCAGUGCAUGGGCAGAGUGUGGGGUGCAUGGGGACAGUCUGAUUGGCUGAAGCCACGAGCUGGAGGUAAUCUAUCUCUCAUGUGAGGCUAGACUAUGCAGCGCCAGCCAGACAUAAACAACAACACACCCGCUAUAAAUUAGUCCCACAGUGCCCUCGGCAGAGGGAUACUGUAACACUUUUCUCUUCUCUGCUUUUUAGUCCAGGAAUAGGCUUCAUCUGUGUCUGAGAAUGCCACAGUGCUAGAGCUGGGUCCAGAUUCUACUACCUGUCAGAGGUGCUGCAGAUAAAGUUGAGCUCCUGGGUCUCAGGCAGACUGUACCACUGGUGACGUCCAUCUCUCUCUCCCUCUACUCGAAGCGGAUCCUUUGUCCGCACCACCCAGGGCAUUUGAACUGAUACAGUGAGGGAAAAAAGUAUUUGAUCCCCUGCUGAUUCCGUACGUUUGCACACAGACAAAGAAAUUAUCAGUCUAUAAUUUUAAUGGUAGGUUUAUUUGAACAGUGAGAGACAGAAUAACAACAAAAAAAUCCAGAAAAACGCAUGUCAAAAAUUUUAUACAUUGAUUUGCAUUUUAAUGAGGGAAAUAAGUAUUUGACCCCUCUGCAAAACAUGACUUAGUACUUGGUGGCAAAACCCUUGUUGGCAAUCACAGAGGUCAGACGUUUCUUGUAGUUGGCCACCAGGUUUGCACACAUCUCAGGAGGGAUUUUGUCCCACUCCUCUUUGCAGAUCUUUUCCAAGUCAUUAAGGUUUCGAGGCUGACGUUUGGCAACUCGAACCUUCAGCUCCCUCCACAGAUUUUCUAUGGGAUUAAGGUCUGGAGACUGGCUAGGCCACUCCAGGACCUUAAUGUCCUUCUUCUUGAGCCACUCCUUUGUUGCCUUGGCCGUGUGUUUUGGGUCACUGUCAUGCUGGAAUACCCAUCCACGACCCAUUUUCAAUGCCCCGGCUGAGGGAAGGAGGUUCUCACCCAUGAUUUGACGGUACAUGGCCCCGUCCAUCGUCCCUUUGAUGCGGUGAAGUUGUCCUGUCACCUUAGCAGAAAAAUACCCCCAAAGCAUAAUGUUUCCAACUCCAUGUUUGACGGUGGGGAUGGUGUUCUUGGGGUCAUAGGCAGCAUUCCUCCUCCUCCAAACACGGCGAGUUGAGUUGAUGCCAAAGAGCUCGAUUUUGGUCUCAUCUGACCACAACACUUUCACCAAGUUCUCCUCUGAAUCAUUCAAAUGUUCAUUUGCAAACUUCAGACGGGCAUGUAUAUGUGCUUUCUUGAGCAGGGGGACCUUGCGGGCGCUGCCGGAUUUCAGUCUUUCACGGCGUAGUGUGUUACCAAUUGUUUUCUUGGUGACUAUGGUCCCAGCUGCCUUGAGAUCAUUGACAAGAUCCUCCCGUGUAGUUUUGGUAUGAUUCCUCACCGUUCUCAUGAUCAUUGCAACUCCACGAGGUGAGAUCUUGCAUGGAGCCCCAGGCCGAGGGAGAUUGACAGUUCUUUUGUGUUUCUUCCAUUUGUGAAUAAUCGCACCAACUGUUGUCACCUUCUCACCAAGCUGCUUGGCGAUGGUCUUGUAGCCCAUUCCAGCCUUGUGUAGGUCUACAAUCUUGUUCUUGACAUCCUUGGAGAGCUCUUUGGUCUUGGCCAUGGUGGAGAGUUUGGAAUCUGAUUGAUUGAUUGCUUCUGUGGACAGGUGUCUUUUAUACAGGUAACAAGUUGACAUUAGGAGCACUCCCUUUAAGAGUGUGCUCCUAAUCUCAGCUCGUUACCUGUAUAAAAGACACCUGGGAGCCAGAAAUCUUUCUGAUUGAGAGGGGGUCAAAUACUUAUUUCCCUCAUUAAAAUGCAAAUCAAUUUAUAACAUUUUUGACAUGCGUUUUUCUGGAUUAUUUUGUUGAUAUUCUGUCUCUCACUGUUCAAAUAAACCUACCAUUAAAAUUAUAGACCGCUCAUUUCUUUGUCAGUGGGCAAACGUACAAAAUCAGCAGGGGAUCUAAUACUUUUUUCCCUCAUUGUACCAGAGGCCGACCCAAAACAACGCCGGCGGAGGAGGAGAGGGAGCCGGAGCGGUCUCCUAGUCAGACUUAGGAGGGGGGCACACCACCCAUCGCUUCCAAGUAUAUUACUCACUAAUGUCCAGUCCCUAGACAACAAAGUGGACGAGAUCAGGGCAAGGGUUGGUUUCCAGAGAGACAUCAGGGAUUGUAACAUACUCUGUUUCGCGGAAACAUGGCUCUCUCGGGAUAUACUGUCCCCGUCCAUACAGCCAUCUGGGUUCUCAGUACAUCGCGCCGACAGGAAUAAACAUCUCUCCGGGAAGAAGAAGGGUGGGGGGGUAUGUUUCAUGAUUAACGACUCAUGGUGUAAUUGUAACAACAUACAGGAACUCAAGUCAUUUUGUUCACCUGACCAAGAAUUCCUUACAAUCAAAUGCCGACCGUAUUAUCUCCCAAGAGAAUUCUCUUCGGUUAUUGUUACAGCCGUGUAUAUCCCCCCUCAAGCCGAUACCAUGACGGCCCUCAAGGAUCUUCACUGGACAUUAUGCAAACUGGAAACCAUAUAUCCUGAGGCUGCAUUUAUUGUAGCUGGGGAUUUUAACAAAGCAAAUUUGAGAGAAAGGCUACCUAAGUUCUAUCACAUAUCAGAGCAUGUGAGCGGAGUGGAGCGGGAGCGAGCGUGGAGCGCAGAGCGGGAUUUUGGACAGAGCGCAGAGCUGCAUUUUUAAAAGGACGGAGCGUCGCCCUAUGUCCCACUCCAAUUUCCCUCGCUCACACCACGAGUCUGAAGCAUGCUCAAGCCUGACCCAGAAUCCAUCUGUUUAAUUUAAUUUGUGUCGUCCAUGAAUUUGUAUUUUAUAGAGCGAGAGGAGCAGCAGCAGCAACAAGAGAAAAGGGUUGAGGAAUUCAAAAGUUUCUUCACUGAUGGAAGCCAAACUGCAAGACCUACUGCAAAAUGGUGAUGGGCUCGUUCUGUCAGCGGACAUUUGGACCAGUAGAAGAGGGCACAGCUUCCUUGGCAUCGUGGCCAGUUUCAUUGAUGGGACGUUCCGGGGGCACACGGUUUUGUUGGGCUGUGAGCACAUACAGGGGCACCAUACCGCAGAUCGUAUUUACCAAAAGUAUGAAAGUGUACUUAAAUAUUGGAACGUGCAACGACGUGUGAUUCGGGUCAUCACUGACAGUGCCAGCAACAUGAUCAAGGCGUUUAACCUCCUCCCUGGCACUGAAGAGGAGGUGGAGGGUGAAGUGACUGCGGAUGCCAGCAGCAGCGCAGAACCUGAAGAGGAGGAUGAGGGACCACCUGCGCCCUCGCAAGUCCAUGUGGAAAUGAUAACCUCUAAUGUAGAAACUAUGAUAAAUCAGUACUUUACUGUGUCAAAUUUACAUCUGAGAUGCAAGAGCACCCUGAACACAGAGGAAACCGACCACAAAUGCCUGCGCCACUCGAUGGAGCAGCCAGCUGCAGAUGAUUCAGUCGUUCAUCCGGUUGUUCCAAAAAGACCCGUUAUGGCAAAACAAGUCUAAUGUUGCUAAAAUCACCCUGAAUCAAGUACGGCAACUGACACACCUUGUCAGUGUGCUGACAACACUGGCAGACCUCAUAGACAAAAUGCAGAAGGAGCUGGGGAACCUGGGGAUGAUCCUCCCUGCUGUCACAGAAAUCAAAUCCCUGCUCACCGAUGACACUCACGCUGCACUUCCAAUGGGCAUCGCUGCUUUUGCAGAAACAUUGGCAAACAACGUGUCAAUUCGCUAUGGAAUAUACUAUACUGAUUAACAUCUAAUUUUAGCAUCAGUGUUAGAUCCCUGUUUCAAGACAGAAUGGAUAAUCCGAGAUGAGUCUGUAUGCAACAAAACCGGGGAGAUAAAGUAAGGCUGUGGUUUAAGCUAAAAGUGAAAUACAUGCAUAUUUUGUUCCUUUUUUGGAGCGAGCGGGGGGGGCGAUUUGAGUGGUGCGCGAUGCAAACUGCGUUGAGCGCUGAGCGAUAAUGAGCGGACUGGCCUGAUGUGGCUUUGAGCAGGGGGAGCGGAGGGGUGAACAGCUCCGUGAGCGAGGAGCUGAGAUUCUCACCGCUCCACUCACAUAUUGACUGUAGCACUCGCACUGGAAAAACACUGGACCAUUGUUGCACUAACUUCCGCGAUGCAUACAAGGCCCUCCCCCGCUCUCCUUUCGGCAAAUCUGACCACGACUCCAUUUUGCUCCUCCCUUCCUAUAGGCAGAAACUCAAACAGGAAGCACCCGUGCUAAGGACUAUUCAAUGCAGGUCUGACCAAUCGGAAUCCAUGCUUCAAGAUUGUUUUGAUCACGCGGACUGGGAUAUGUUCCGGGUAGAUAAGAGUGUCUGCUAAAUGACAAAAAACUAAAUAUUGCUGCACUGUCGGAACUAGAAGCACAAGCAUUUCGCUACACUCGCAAUGGUUGAUACCAUUCCAUUGACUCCAUUCCAGCCAUUAUUAUGAGCUGCCCUCCCCUCAGCAGCCUCCACUCUACCCUUGUCACUUGACCCUAUAGUGGGAAUCCGCCAGCAAUGUCCCCUCUACCCAGUAGCUACCCUAUCUAUACAAAAGUAUGUGGACACCCCUUCAAAUGAGUGGAUUCGGCUAUUUCAGCCACACCCGUUGCUGACAGGUGUAUAAAAUCGAGCACACAGCCUUACAAUCUCCAUAGACAAACAUUGACAGUAGAAUGGCCUUACUGAAGAGCUCAGUGACUUUCAACGUGUCACCGUCAUAGGAUGCCACCUUUCCAGCCGCAAAGUGGUAGAACACACAACGGGACCGCCGAGUGCUGAAGCGCGUAAAAAUCGUCUGUCCUCGGUUGCAACACACACUACUGAGUUCCAAACUGCCUCUGGAAGCCACGUCAGCACAAGAACUGUUCGUCGGGACCUUCAUGAAAUGGGUUUUCAUGGCCGAGCAGGAUUCUAUUGGAAAAAUCACAAAUCCUAUAGGAUCUUUUGACUAGGGUUGUGCGUUCCAGCCCUGCUCAGUGCAGAAUAGAAUGCACUCAAUUACACUUAGAUAAUAGUGUCCUCAAAUAAACCUGUUGGUAUCUAUUUGCAGGUUCACUCUGGCCCCUCUGUGGCACCCUGACUGGAUGCUCAUGCUGGUCUUCGCUCACACACACCUCACCGUGACUGUGACUUUGGGGCUGCUGCUUGUUCCAAAGGUAACCCUGCUCUCCCUCCUCUACUUUUCCCCUGAAUACAUAACCAGUACAUUAAACAGCUUCUUACUGCAAUAAUGAUUCUCUUACUGUAAUUGAAAUGCACAUCUGAGUAUUUUAAACUAUCUCUUCAGUCUUAUGGAGAACAUUUAAACACUCGAUGAGUGGGGAAUAAACUGCUCAUUUCUCAAGACUUAAUUAGAUGCCUCAGAAGUAUAAGACAAUUAGGAACAAUGGGAUGAUGUCAAUCUUGUCUGUCGGCGACAUUUUCCUCUUGCAAAGACAAGCACGGCGUGAACAAAUGCACUAUAACAUUUUAAAUAAUGUCACCCUAAGAAGGUUUUUUCCCCUCUCGUUAGUUUCUGUCCACAGGGACUCAGGCAAGGGAUGACAUUGCCACUGAAGCCUAUGAGGAGGAGCUGGACAUGGGCCGGUCUGGGUCCUACCUCAACAGCAGCAUCACCUCAGCCUGGAGUGAGCACAGCCUGGACCCUGAGGACAUACGGGUGAGCAGGGUCCCUCCCUGUCUUUUUUAAAAAACUGGUCAGAUUAAGCACCCAUUUGCUGUUUCUGAACAAAGGCAAACAGCUUUUUUUGGGGAACGUGCCCAAUCAAUGAAGGCGUAUCACUGACGGCACCACAUUUUAAUAAUUAAUGAUAAAGUGUAAUUCGUAUAGCGCAUUUCAUUAGAGCAAGUGCCAAAGUUUGAUAAGGCAGAGAUGUUGUGUCCGUUUUGUUUUUACGUAUACUUGAGUAUCAGUUUAGCAGUGAAAGUUUAUUUUGUGGUCUCUGAGGAUUUGGCUUAGUGAGAGUAUGUAGAUUAAAAACUGGAUUGGCCCCAACACUGACCCCUGUGGGAAGUCGCUACCUUGUGGCAAAGUUCUGGUCUGUCAAGGAAAUGGACCAUGGUUAGUUUGUGUCAGAAAAUGUCUGUAGCACAAACACUUGGAUAAAUCCUUUUCGCAUUGAACAAGCAUUAUGAUUUCUCAUCCACUUUUCUCUCUCUCAACCCCUCUAUCUGUGUCGCUAUUUUAGGAUGAGCUAAAGAAGCUCUACGUCCAACUGGAGGUCUACAAGCGCAAGAAGAUGUUGGCCAACAACCCCCAUCUCCAGAAGAAGCGCAGCUCCAAGAAGGGCCUGGGCCGCUCCCUCAUGAGACGCAUCACUGAGAUCCCAGAGACCAUGCACCGGCACGGCAGCCAUGGCAGUCGUGAGGAUCGUGACUGUAGUGAGCAUGGGAGCAACCGCAGCACCCUUCGACGGAACCCCUUUGACCCAUCCCACUCUGGUCACAAGUCCAGGGAAGACUCUCUGAAAAACAAGGUCCUGGGCCUGAAGAAAUCGCACAGCUUCGACCACGUCUGUGACCAAGGGGAGGAAACUGCUGGCGGACAAAAUGGCUCAGUUGGGGACAAAAUGGCCGCCGGUGAGGGUUCCUUGCUUGGAUCCCUCAUGAGGAGGCAAGUGAAGAAGUCACCAGAGCAUGCCCCAAGGGUUGAACCGGCCGAGUCCACCGAGUCAGUGCCCUUGGUCUGCAAGUCGGCCAGCGCGCACAACUUUACAGUGGAUAAAAAGCCCAUCCACCUGAGGACGUCCAUCAUGCAGAAGUCACUGAGUGUCAUAACCAGUGCCAAAGAGAAGAUGCCCGGGCUCACCAUCAAGACGCAUAGCGUGGAGGAAGCCAGCAAGAAGGGACUCAAGGGCCGCGAUGGGAGGAUGCUGUCUGAGGUGGACGAGGCGGAAGAGAAGGAGUGUUAUCCCAAGAUGAUCAUCAGCCAGUCGGUGGAGUACUCCAAGACGCCCAUGGGCAAGAUGGGCAUCAUGAAGCAGCAGGUGAGUGGCAGCCAGCCAUCCAUCAAUACAGAGCCAGGGAGAAACCUGUAUGACCUCUCCGAGGUGUGCCCUUGGGAUGUGGAGGACCCCCAAACCCCCUCGGAAGGAAGGUCACAGAAGCAUGUGUCCAUUGCUCUGGGAGAGACCACCACGGUCCACAGGGGGGGUGGUGGUGGUGGUGCGGUUAGUACUAAGGGCAGUCGCUCCCAACAGAAGCAGCAGGGAGCCGCAGGGCAAUCGCCUGCAGGCCGACGUCGCUCCAAAGAUAAGGGGGGCGAUCCAGACGAGGCCAGAGAAACAAGGAAGCCCAGGUCUCCCAGAUCUCCACUCCCCCUCAAACCAGAGGUGUGCCCCUGGGCCUUUGAGGAGCAGCCAGUGUUGGGAGGUGAUUCAGACUCCAUCUCCCCAGAGAGGAUCAGACAUAAGAAGAGCGUCACACCCACUGAUGGGAAGCCCAAGAUCCUUCACUCAGACUACUCCAAAUCCACAGGGAGUCUGCUGCAGCCGCCCACCCUGAUGGUGGACAUCUGUCCCUGGGACUACAACGAAGCCCCAGCCCCGCCCUCCCCCAGCCAGGAGAAGACCUGCUCCAGCCCCACGCCUCACUCCAAGAGGAAACGAAAAGGCUCAUGCUCCUCCAAAGAGAGGGGAGAGAGGGGUGAGAGAGAGAAAGGAGGGAGGGACAGGGAGGAAGAGAAGCAACACAGGUCAAAGAGCAAGGAGAGGAGGAGCUCCUCCAGCAGGCCCUCGGAAAGACGACGUGUCAGCCAAUCCUCGGAGGGCGGUUCGGUCACCGUGCCAACGUCUGGGAGACGGAGGAGCUCGACAAGAGACCCGGAGGUGUCGGAGAACAAGAGAGUGCAGGCAUGCCCGUGGGAGGUAGAGAACACGCCAACCAACAUGGCACAGACAAAGACUUCUCCAGCGAAAGAAAAUUCUUUGAGUUCUAAUUACAAACAACCCAUGAGCACUGCCAAAAAGGUUGACGUUUGUCCGUGGGAUUUUGAAGACAAUGGUUCAGAGAAACGUGCAUGA
Molecule: messenger RNA, 27518 nt
Organism: Coregonus sp. 'balchen'
Lineage: Eukaryota; Metazoa; Chordata; Actinopteri; Salmoniformes; Salmonidae
Source: the annotation of a GenBank genome assembly